CGGCCACUUACUUACUACCUUAGCUUAAUUAGCUUUCUCCAUAUGAUCUCAGAGACCGACCCCACAAACAAGCUAGCUAGCUAAAGAUUUAUAGAAGAUCGAUCGACCAGAACGAAAGCCGCAAAAGAUCCAUCGAAACGAAGUUAUAAGCUAGCUAUACUACUAUCCAUCCAUAUGUAUUAAAGUUAUUAGGUAGGCAGGGUGAGGCGGGCGGAGCGAUGAGCUUUGGCGGCAGUGGGGGUGGGGGGCCAUGCGGCGCGUGCAAGUAUCUGAGGAGGAAGUGUGUGAACGGGUGCGUGUUCGCGCCCUACUUCGAGUCGGAUCAGCUGGGCACGGCCCACUUCGCCGCCGUGCACAAGGUGUUCGGCGCCAGCAACGCCUCCAAAAUGCUGAUGGCCAUUCCCGACAACCGCCGCCUUGAAGCCGUCGUCACUCUCUGCUACGAAGCCCUCGCUAGGGUUAGAGACCCCGUCUACGGCUGCGUCGCCCACAUCUUCACUCUCCAACACCAGGUUGUAAAUUUGCAAGCAGAGUUGGCUUAUGUUCAAGCGCGGCUAUCAGCGGUCCGUCACCAGCAGCGGCAGCUUCCAGAGGGAUCUUGUGAGAUGACUUUAGGCAAGGGGUUGGCGGCCGCUUCUCUUGAAGUAGAAGUACUCCCACACAACUCAGCCGCCGGUGGGGACGACGUAUCAUUACCCUGCGGCAGCAUUGAUCCUCCGACGUUGGACCACACACCAAUUCCAAUUCCAACCUCUACAAGAGGCGGCGGCGGAAACCAUUCCCAUGAUAAUGAACAACAAGUGGUGGAUAUGCAGGUUACUUCGGACCUCCACAUGUUAGCUUGGGAAUUCGUGUCUAAGCACUUGCCAGCCGCAGGUGUCACAUUUCGGCCUUCACAAUAAUUAAUUAACCAACUCCGGCCGGCCAUCACAUUUUGAUUAAUUAAGCUAUCAAUCCAUAUACGCACGUAGUAGUACGUACACUAUACAUUGUACCCAAAUUUAACGUACGCAUAACUCAUCGAUCUUCAUAUAUACAUCGAUCUAGAUAGCUAGCUAUAGCUACUUAAAUUUAAUUACUGAGCUAGCUAGCUAGCUACCUAAGCUACAUCGACUACAUUUUUUGUCAAAGUUUA
Messenger RNA from Cuscuta epithymum, 1135 nucleotides. The record is from the annotation of a GenBank genome assembly. NCBI's taxonomy places the organism in Eukaryota, Viridiplantae, Streptophyta, Magnoliopsida, Solanales, Convolvulaceae.